UUCUUUUGAAUCAUAGGUUCUGCUGAGAGGACAAUGGGUUCUGGAAAUGAUUCCACAGUGACUGAGUUCAUCCUCACUGGGCUGACAGACCGGCCAGAACUCCAACUACCACUCCUCCUCUUCUUCCUCGGAACCUACAUGUUCACUGCGGUGGGGAACCUGGGCAUGAUCAUUCUAGUCAACCUCAGUUCUAACCUCCACACCCCCAUGUACUAUUUACUCAGCAGCUUGUCCUUCAUUGAUUUCUGUCAAUCCACUAUAAUUAUCCCCAAAAUGCUGGUGAAUUUUGUGACUGAGAAAAACAUCAUCUCCUACCCAGAAUGCAUGACUCAGCUCUAUUUCUUUGUCAUUUUUGCUAUUGCAGAGUGUCACAUGUUAGCUGCCAUGGCAUAUGACCGUUAUGUUGCCAUUUGUAGCCCCUUGCUCUAUAAUGUCAUCAUGUCCCCUCACAUCUGCUUCCUGCUCACCAUGGCAGUUUAUAUUUUGGGCAUCAUUGGCUCUUCAAUCCAUACAGGCUUUAUGUUAAGACUGUCUUUCUGUAAGGCCAAUGUGGUCAACCAUUAUUUCUGUGAUCUCUUUCCACUCUUAGAGCUAUCCUGUUCCAGCAUCCACAUCAAUGAAUUAUUGGUUCUCUUACUGAGUGCAUUUAACAUCAUGAUACCUGUAUUAACAAUCCUUGCUUCCUAUAUCUUCAUUAUUGCUAGCAUCCUCCGCAUUCGCUCUGCAGAGGGCAGGUCCAAAGCCUUCAGCACCUGCAGCUCCCACGUGAUGGCGGUCAUGAUCUUCUAUGGCUCUGGAACCUUCAUGUACCUGCAGCCAUCAUCUGUGAGUUCCAUGGACCAAGGCAAAGUGUCUUCUGUGUUUUAUACCAUUGUUGUACCCAUGUUGAACCCCCUGAUCUACAGUCUGCGAAAUAAGGAUGUCAAAUUAGCUCUGUUGAAAAUUCUGGACUAUAGAAAACAAUUAUGA
Sorex araneus (European shrew) is the source of this 969-nucleotide messenger RNA. RefSeq names its product putative olfactory receptor 8G3. The record is from RefSeq and is a predicted model, not a curated record. Gene Ontology annotation, cellular component: membrane. The coding region runs from base 34 to 969 and encodes 311 amino acids. Gene Ontology annotation, biological process: G protein-coupled receptor signaling pathway; sensory perception of smell. Gene Ontology annotation, molecular function: G protein-coupled receptor activity; olfactory receptor activity; odorant binding. The transcript has a single exon. Lineage: Eukaryota; Metazoa; Chordata; Mammalia; Eulipotyphla; Soricidae.